AUGCCGCCACAAAUACCCAGUGACAACAAUGGCUAUUACGAUAACUAUAACAGCAACCAAACCAACCAAAACAACCAAAACAACUUAAAUAAUUCUACUGCCCAAAUCCCAUCGCCAUUAUCACUAGCUAAUAUCCGAUAUCAUUUGCAAGAUAAGUUUCAUCAUUUCAAGUCAUGGUACCUAUCGCAAACCCCGCUUUUCAAAAUUGGUUUCAUCAUUGGUCUCCUUAUACUAGGUGUCCUAGGCAUUUUCUUCCUCAUCUAUCAUAGUUAUUUCACAGAUCUUCUUGUCUCCGUAUCGGAUUCAUGGCAUGAUUUACCUUAUGGCUCACUACUCAUAUUCAUUCUCGUAUUUAUGGUGAGUUUCCCGCCACUAAUAGGAUUCACUGCAUUGAGUCUACUUACUGGUAUGAUCUAUGGGUUCCCUCAAGGGUGGCCACUCUUGGCACUAGCCUCUGUUUCCGGCUCAACUGCAUCCUUUAUCAUUUUUAGAUACUUGCUUCACAAUCAGGCGAUGCGUUUGAUAAACCAUUACGAAAUGUUUCGUGCAUUUGCUGAGAUUUUAAGUGACGACAACUCCCUUGUAUUGCUUAUACUCAUCAGAUUGUGUCCUACACCUUACUCACUAUCCAAUGGUGCACUACUGGGAAUACCAGAACUACCUUUACUCACAUAUUUCCUUGCUACCUUGAUUACAUCGCCAAAAUUACUUAUACACCUAUACAUUGGAAGCAAGAUUAAGGAAUUGGGACAGGGCGAAAGCUCAAAUAUGACCAAAAUAGUCGACGUCAUUAGUAUUAUAAUCACAGGAACAGCAGCUACAUUAGCUACAUAUUUGAUAUACGCCAAGAUGCAAGCCAAAUUGAAGGAGUUCCACCAGCGUGGUGUAGUUGCAGACGAUGUCUUGGUUUUCGGCAAUUUUGAAGACGAUUUCGGGUUGGAGAUGGCAAGUCAGAAUAACGUAGAGUUGAACUCGGCAGACUUUGAUACAGACAAUUUCAUUAUUGAGGAUGAAGAUGACAAUGAGAUGAAUGGAAAUAGCGACGAAGAGAACAGAAGAAGGAGCAGGAGCACAAGUGGAAGCAACAAUGGAAGCAACAACGGAAGCAACAACGUUAGUGCCAACGGUAGUGGGAAAACUAGUAGGAGUGGCAGCGUAGGCUUGCUGCAAGAGCGAGACCUACUUUCGGAAGAUACCCUUGGAAAGAGAUAG
Molecule: messenger RNA, 1212 nt
Organism: Lodderomyces elongisporus
Lineage: Eukaryota; Fungi; Ascomycota; Pichiomycetes; Serinales; Debaryomycetaceae
Gene: TVP38
Exons: 1
Coding region: 1-1212 (403 amino acids)
Biological process (GO): mitotic spindle elongation; vesicle-mediated transport
Cellular component (GO): Golgi membrane
Source: RefSeq, a predicted model, not a curated record